Messenger RNA from Daldinia decipiens, 1079 nucleotides. RefSeq lists its product as uncharacterized. The coding region runs from base 125 to 658 and encodes 177 amino acids. The transcript has a single exon. NCBI's taxonomy places the organism in Eukaryota, Fungi, Ascomycota, Sordariomycetes, Xylariales, Hypoxylaceae. The record is from RefSeq and is a predicted model, not a curated record.
UGUCAUACCUUAGCCUUUCGAUACCGCAAACGAGAGGACCGCAACGUUGAGAGUCGGCUUAAAAGAAACCUUAUAUUAACACCUCCACCCUGGCAGCGCUCAAAAGCUUUUGGUUGUACCUGAUAUGUCAUCGAACGAAGCUGGCCUUAGCACGGGGCAGAUCAUAGCCAUCGUCGCAUCAACGGUGACGGCGGCGACGUUCCUAAUCGCCGUUCUAGUAGCAGUGCGCUGCUAUGUGAUACGACGGCGGCAGCAGCGGCGCGACAUCAAAGAGAUACCGAAGCGUGAGAUAGGAACAUCAUCAGAUAGUACGGUGUCUCAGAUAGAGCAAGGCAGUACCAAUGAGCCUAGAAACUCAGCCGCUGAUACCAUCCGAAGCUCGAUAUGGGGAGAUACAAGGGGUUCCGUCGACGUCCCUGCAUCCAUAUUCAACAGCGAUGAAGACGUCUGGGAUAGUCGACAGUGGCCGCUACCACCGGGCCAUUCAGAACGAUACACGUUUUUUAGCGAGAGAAGUUCAAUAACGAUAGAUGACACAGUAGAGAAUGAGCAAUUAGGCGGGGGAGAUCACGACGGAAAUAUGGCCGGAAGAAGAUCCAAUAUGGAGAGUAGAUGUGAUAGCAUCUGGGGAAUCUCCGAAGCAGGCAUAGCGCAUUGAGGAAUGAGGGUUGUUUGUAUGAGGCAUGAAUAAUGAUAUGAUGUCAUUUGAUAACUAAGAUCCACGCCCUGUAUGAGAUAUGUGGAAGACGGGUUGAGAUAUCAAUACUGUGGCUUCCCUAGAUGCAUCGUGGAUCAGCCCUUCAUCGGCUUAUUCGGAUCUGAUAAAGGAGAACGCCGGGGGACGGGGCUUGGAUGAUCAGCCGGGAAUAAGCCGAUUCGGAGUAGUGGAUCUCAACUGGGGAUAGGUAUUGGUGCGCUAAUAAUUAAGCAGCGCUGAAAAACCUGGGGAAGGAACUGUUAUCUGGGCAAAGAAGUAACUUUAGGUAACUUUAGGUAACUUUAGGUGAUGUGCCAAUCAAUUGCCAGGUCCUUUACAGCUUUGUCGGGUCGCGACUUACUUAAACUUGAUCUGACCUGGA